AUGUCACGCGUAGGCAAGGGUUACCUAUACUUAUACCCCGGCGCACUUAUGCUCAUACCAAGGCCUCUAAACUACCCACAGGAUGUAGAUGAGGAUCGGACAGACAUUGAUGGGGACGGUGGACUGUCGUUCUUGCGAGAAGACGCGUAUGUGCAUCCGUCAUUAAAGACUCCCGACACCAUCGCGCCAGAAGAG
Molecule: messenger RNA, 195 nt
Organism: Sphaeroforma arctica JP610
Lineage: Eukaryota; Ichthyosporea; Ichthyophonida
Exons: 1
Source: RefSeq, a predicted model, not a curated record